CGCGUCACUAAUUUUCCACGUCAGGUUUGGCGUAUUUUUUUUGCGCCCAUUAAAACAUAUGGAAGAAAAUGCGCGUCCACUUGGAAAUAGUGAUUCUGAUGCUGCUGGUGAUCCUUUUGGACCAGCAGAGUUGCCAGGUGUUGGCCACUGGCUCUGCCGAGGAGGAACAGGGCGUUCGUUAUGCCAAUCGUUGCGAAGCUUGCAAAAUUUUGGCCGCCGAACUGGAAGACCGACUCAGUGAGACCGGCAAAUCGCAUGAUGUGAUCGAAAUUGGCUAUUCGGUGGACGAUGUGCGUCCCAAGAAACGCACUGAGUACAGGCGGAGUGAGCUCCGUCUCCUGGAAUCAUUGGAGAAUGUGUGCGAACGUGUCUUGGCGUAUAAUCUGCAUAAGGAGCGUUCCGAUAGCACCAGAUUUGCCAAGGGCAUGUCACAGACAUUCCAAACCCUUCACGGUCUCGUGGACAAGGGAGUUAAAGUGGAUUUGGGCAUUCCGUACGAGCUAUGGGAUAAGCCUCCCGUCGAGGUGACUCAAAUGAAAACCCAAUGCGAGAAUAUGCUCGAGGAAUACGAGGACACCAUUAGCGAUUGGUAUUUCCAGCUGCAGGAGAACAAAUCCCUUCAGCAACAUUUAUGCGAGGACAAUGUGCUUAAGAUCGAAGCGGAGCGACAAUGUCUCCAAGAAAAACUGCCAGCAUUGGCCUCAAAAAAGACCAAGAAUCAAAAAUCCAAAGGCGACAAAGAAGAAUUAUAAGCCGCCGCGUCAUUCAAAGUGAAAUUAGUUAGAUUAUAUGUAUAUUUAGAGAGCCUACGAAAGUGUUUGCUUAAAUUUAAGUAGAAAAAAACUUACUGAAAAUAUUGUUUUUAAUAUAUACGAGUAUUAAUAUAAGAGAAGUGAAAGAAAAGCCUUCCAAAUCGACUGAAUUCUAAACCGCAACUGAACAAAAGUUUGUUGGCUUAUUGAUUUUUACUCGAUUGGGGUCAACAAUUAAUAAAUAAUUAAGCCAAAUAGUUGUAGAUUAGAUGGAGGCAAAAACUCGCUCCACCAGAGAUAAAUAGCUUUAAGACCCAGUUACAAUAUUUUUGGAAAGUAAGAUGAGAUGAUCUCGAGCAUUAAAUAAAAAAGCAAAGUUUUAAACAACAA
Molecule: messenger RNA, 1142 nt
Organism: Drosophila willistoni
Lineage: Eukaryota; Metazoa; Arthropoda; Insecta; Diptera; Drosophilidae
Gene: CNPYb
Product: protein canopy 4
Exons: 1
Coding region: 69-752 (227 amino acids)
Cellular component (GO): endomembrane system
Molecular function (GO): signaling receptor binding
Source: RefSeq, a predicted model, not a curated record